Juglans regia (Persian walnut) is the source of this 1136-nucleotide messenger RNA. Its product is annotated as acidic endochitinase-like. Gene Ontology annotation, cellular component: extracellular region. The transcript has a single exon. Gene Ontology annotation, molecular function: chitinase activity. The record is from RefSeq and is a predicted model, not a curated record. NCBI's taxonomy places the organism in Eukaryota, Viridiplantae, Streptophyta, Magnoliopsida, Fagales, Juglandaceae. Gene Ontology annotation, biological process: carbohydrate metabolic process. The coding region runs from base 130 to 1029 and encodes 299 amino acids.
CAUCAUUAUUAGGCCAUCAUUACCCUAUAAAAAGCAUUUGCUUUUCUCUGAAAUAGUCAAGCAAAACAAGUCACUAAAACCCUAUUCAUCUGAUCAUCUGUGCUUCAAAUUCCAGCAGGCCUGAAAAAGAUGGCAUUGAUCAAGUCCCAGAUUGUGGUAGUGUUUCUCUGCCUAGAAAUGCUAGCACUUGCAGUGAGUUCGAAUGCAGGAGGAAUAUCCAUCUACUGGGGUCAAAAUGGAAAUGAGGGCACCUUGGCAGAGACUUGUGCCACAGGAAACUAUGACUACGUGAAUAUAGCUUUUCUAGCCACCUUUGGAAAUGGUCAGACUCCUGUCAUUAACCUUGCUGGUCAUUGUGAUCCAUCCAAUAAUGGGUGUACCGGCAUAAGCUCCGACGUCAAAUCAUGUCAAGCCAAAGGUAUUAAGGUGAUACUCUCGAUCGGAGGAGGGGCAGGGAGCUACUCCCUUACCUCGUCCGAUGAUGCUAGACAGGUUGCUACUUAUCUUUGGGACAACUUCUUGGGGGGACAAUCCUCCUCUCGCCCACUUGGCGACGCUGUUUUGGAUGGAAUUGACUUUGAUAUCGAAGGAGGCAGCAACCUAUAUUGGGAUGAUUUGGCAAGGUACCUAUCUGAUUACAGUAAUCAGGGUAAGAAAGUGUACUUAACUGCAGCUCCUCAGUGUCCCUUUCCUGAUGCUUGGGUUGGAGAUGCCCUUAAAACUGGUCUAUUUGACUAUGUCUGGGUUCAAUUCUACAACAACCCUCCUUGCCAAUACACUCCUGGUAGUAUUAAUGAUCUUGAAAGUGCCUGGGCGCAGUGGACAUCUGAUAUCCCAGCUACAAAGAUUUUCUUAGGACUUCCUGCUGCUCCUGCAGCAGCUGGAAGUGGCUUCAUUCCUGCAACCGAUCUCACUUCCAAAGUGCUUCCAGCCAUCAAGGAUUCUCCCAAGUAUGGAGGCGUUAUGUUGUGGUCCAAGUAUUACGAUGAUCAAUCUGGAUACAGUUCCUCCAUCAAGAGCGAUGUUUGAAAAGCUUGAUCACUAUUUGAGAUUUGUAUCCCAGUAACGUCCUAGAUUUAUGUUCUACUUGAGUUCUAUCUAUAUGUGUAUUAUUUUCAUGCAUAAAUAUAUAUAUA